Asparagus officinalis (garden asparagus) is the source of this 1560-nucleotide messenger RNA. RefSeq names its product bZIP transcription factor 11-like. Gene Ontology annotation, molecular function: transcription cis-regulatory region binding; DNA-binding transcription factor activity. Bases 855 to 1319 code for a protein of 154 amino acids. The record is from RefSeq and is a predicted model, not a curated record. Gene Ontology annotation, cellular component: nucleus. Lineage: Eukaryota; Viridiplantae; Streptophyta; Magnoliopsida; Asparagales; Asparagaceae. The transcript has a single exon. Gene Ontology annotation, biological process: positive regulation of DNA-templated transcription.
CCUCCGGGUGUCCUCACCCACCUUGUCUUGGACGAUCGUGGGGUAAAUAGUCCCCCAUCUCCACUCCCCACAUGGAUGCAUUCCCCUCCCAACAGCUCCUCAGGAGAUUCCAAAGUCCCUUCCCCCCCACCACCAACUUUUCUUGAUAUUUUAAUAAUUUUCCUGCCUCCUUUUUCCACCAUUUGUUCUAUAAAUUCCACCCUCCUCCCACUCUCCAAUUCCCUUUUCCCCUCUCCUCUUCUCCUCCAUCCAUCAGUUUGCGAAAGCACUUUUGUUCUGCUCCUCCCCUGCCUUGUUCCUCUCUCCUCUCCUUGCUAUUUUGUUCACCCUGCUUCAUCUGAAUUCAAACCUUUAACCCAACAGGCAUAUACUUUGUUCUUGCUCAUCCUCCACUUGGGUAACUAGAUCAGAUUCUCUAGGCCAGUAUUUAUAACUAGGAACCCACAAUCCCUGCAUCCUCUCCUCCCCCUCCAUCAUCCCUCGAAACUGGCCUCUUUAUAGCGGCCAAAGAGCAAAGACCCCUCUUAACCAAUUAAUCUGGAUCAAGCUUAGAUUUGUAGAUGCAGCACCUCUUCAUACUGGGUUUUCUAAUUAAUGUCGCCUAUCCCAAGUGAAAUCCUGCUCUUUGGGUUUAUGUUAAAUUCCACUCUUCAGUGCCAGAGUCACCUAGUUCAAUCCUUCUCUGUCGUGUUCCUUUACUGGUUCUAUGUUUUUUCGCGGUCUGAACUCUGAUCAUCUGGGCCCUGUUCAUUUCUUCAUAUACACCAUUUCCUAGCUUUACAUAGUAUAGCGUUCUCGGUGAUUUUAGCAAAUCGAGCACCCAAAGCACGCUAGAUAAAAGAAAUAAUCGAAACAUGUCAAGCGGUACUUCUUCUGGAUCAAGCUUGGUCCAGAACUCGGGGUCCGAGGAGGAACUCAAGGCCUUAAUGGAUCAAAGGAAGAGGAAGAGAAUGCAAUCCAACCGCGAGUCAGCCAGAAGGUCAAGGAUGAGGAAACAGAAGCACUUGGAUGAUCUGAUGGCCCAGGUGAACCAACUGAGGAAGGAAAACGGUCAAAUUCUCACUGCCCUCAACAUAACCACUCAGCAGUACAUUGGGGUCGAAGCGGAGAACUCUGUUCUCAGGACUCAGAUGGCGGAGCUCAACACAAGGCUGGAGUCCCUGAACGAAAUCCUUCGCUGCAUGAAUGCGAACAAUAUUAGCGGUAACGGGCUCUUCAGUGAUGGACCCCACUUCAACGAUAGCUUCAUCAACUCAUGGAAUCCUCCCCUCAUGAACCAGCCUAUCAUGGCCUCCAUGGAUAUGUUUCAGUACUGUUAGAAUGUCAAGGCCUCAAGGGUGCUCUUGUCUUCAUUUUUAUGUUCACUUUUUCUUUAUUUUGUUUGUUUUGUGAGUUUUAGACGUCUAUUAGAACUUUUCUCUUGGCUUAGAGAGUGAUGUUCUAGCGUAGAGUGGUCCGGAAAUGGGUUCCUGUCUGUCUAUGGUCCUAUUAUAUACAUAUGCAUUCAGACCCUUUUUAAGUGUAAUUGGACAUUAUAUGCAUGUAUUGGUAUUGUAAUCA